Saccharomyces paradoxus is the source of this 2529-nucleotide messenger RNA. It is a transcript of the gene SYH1, whose product is annotated as Syh1p. The transcript has a single exon. The record is from RefSeq and is a predicted model, not a curated record. NCBI's taxonomy places the organism in Eukaryota, Fungi, Ascomycota, Saccharomycetes, Saccharomycetales, Saccharomycetaceae. Bases 1 to 2529 code for a protein of 842 amino acids. Gene Ontology annotation, molecular function: protein binding.
AUGAAUCCUAUCAACUCCUUAGCGUUUGAUCUUCACAGUGUUAAGCUUGCAGACGCGAACUCAGAUACAACUGCAUUAUCAAAUAGCAAUACUCCAACGAUGAAUAAUGCAGCUCUUUUACAAAGAUCCUCCUCUAUUAUGGAUUCUAUUGGCGUCCAAAGAGUGCCAUCUCCAUUUGUACCAGCGAGCAAUGUGAUCAAUGAGGGCGGUACUAUUCCCAUCAAUGCAUAUGACGCUGAAAUUACUGGAUCCACGCUACAAAUACCUGCCAAUCAGGUAAAUAACAGUGCAUUCAGUGCAGCAUCUAACAUGCACGUGAGCGCCAGCAGCCCUUCCAUCGCCAAUGAACCGUCGAGCACAUUGCCAAAUGUAGCUUCUUAUCUUUACAAUCCUACGGGACUUGCCCCCAACGUUGGCAAUCAAGCCCCACCACCAGGGAUAGAAUCUCAAUGGAAGUAUAUUGACUCUAAUAGUAACAUCCAGGGGCCUUUUGGUACCAAUAAUAUGUCACAGUGGUAUCAAGGGGGAUAUUUUACUCCAACUUUGCAGAUUUGUAGAUUAGCGACGUCUCCUGAGCCAUUUGGUGUGAAUGAUCGAUUCAUUAGACUAGGUGAAUUAACUACCCUGGUUAAUAAUUAUCAGGACCCUUUUGUCGCCUUCGAUUUCAUUGUGAUUAGAGCCUUGAAUGCUGUUCCGCUCGUUACACCAACCGCAUCAGAAAAGCAAACAGUUGAGUCAAGGAAUUUGAAACCUGCUGCUAAUGUGCAUAGCGAUGAUUUUACGUAUGAAGAAAUCCUCGAUCUUAAGUUUGAAGACGGAAGUUACUAUCAUGAAACUCAGGUUUGGGUUCCAGUUAACGGCCGCCAUAUCACGAAGGUAGAUCACAUCCCAAAAAUUUCUACAUAUACUGCGCCUAUAUCCACAACUCCUACCAGACCUGAUCAAAGGGCACCUUUAAAUGAAGGGAAAACUCCUUCACACAAAGAAGCAACUUCCCCAGACAAACAAGAAGCUUCUUCCAAUAUAACCAAUGAAGAAGAGCCCAUAGUAAGUGUUCCUACUGAGCAGGAUGAGGAAUCUCGAGGUGCUGAGGAAAAUCAGAAUGUAUUGGAUGAGGUUCAACCAAAGGUUGAAGAGGAAGAUGGGAAGGAUGUUCUAUCGAAUUCUAAGGAGCUGAAAAGUAAAGAUACGCUGCAAAUGACUUCUGAAGAACAGAAAAGGUUCGCAAAAGCAGAAUUGAUGGCUCAAAAAUUACUGGAAGAGCAACAAAGACAAGAAGAAGAAAAAAAAAGGAGAGAAGAACAACGUAAACUAAAGAAGGAAAAGAAACUGAAGCAGAAGCAGAAAAAGGAAGAAGAAAAAUUAAAGAAGAAGAAGAAGGAAGAGGGAAAGUUAGAGAAAGAAAAGCAAAAAGAAUUGCUAAAUCAAAUUUUAACUGGAGACGCAGACGCCUCAUCGCCUGCUGAAAACACAGCAACUUCUGCAACCACUAAUUUAGCACCUUGGGCUAAUAAGCAACCUGAGGGUACCGUUUAUAAUCAAAUUUCUUCUGCUCUUGAAGACUUGAAGAAGGAGAACUCCUUCAAGAAAGAAAAAAAACCUAACCGUACUCAGUUAGACCGCGAGCAAGCAUUAAAACUACAAAAAGAAAUAUUAGGUUCGACGCAAACUCAGAAAGCUCAAACCGGUUCUGCCUGGGGUAUAAAACCACAGCAGCCGGUCAAGAUUGGCAUUAAAGAAGAAUUGAUGAAGGACAAUAGCAAUAUUAACGGUCAGUCUAAAAUCAACAAGACCAAUAAUGGUGAUGUCAAAUUAAAUUCUACUUUUAUUGAAGAGCAGAAAAAGCUAUGGGAACAAGUCCAAAAGAAAACUAAGAAAUUCAACCGUGCUUCUUCACUCGAUGAUUUUAUUUCAAGAACACCUUCUCCAUCUUCAACAUUGAACUCUUCAAAUACAAUUAAUGCAUGGACGACAGUUUCUUCCAAGAGCACUACUAAUGCGACCUCUACCACCGCUGCUGCUGUGAAUCAACCAAAGUCAUAUAUCAGUCCUGACAGACUGCGUUCUUCUGGGGGGUUACCUGCUACAACAAAAGUCAAAGUGAAUGAUAAGAGUAAACAAAUUGGUUCAUCUACUAGUAUUCCGACUCUUAAGGCACGCCAAGUUAAAGCAUCUCGCAUUCCUGCUUAUCCCGGUAAUGCUUCUGUUUCCAAGCGUCAGGAAUUCUUAAAAUGGUGUCGGUCUCAACUAAAAUUAAAUACGGGCGUUCAAACUGAUAAUGUUUUAGAAAUGCUAUUUAGCUUGCCCCCAGGUUCUGAAUCCAAGGAAAUUAUUGCCGAUACCAUAUACUCCUACAGUUCGACAAUGGACGGUAGAAGAUUUGCCACUGAUUUCAUCAAGAAACGUUCUGAAUGUGAAGAAAAAAUUAACGACCCCUUAAGCUGGAGCGAAGUAUUAGCCAUGCCUGAAGGAAGUUCUGAAGACUGGGAAUUUCAAGUUGUUGGUAAAAAGAAAGGAAAACGAUUUUAG